Messenger RNA from Helicoverpa armigera (cotton bollworm), 345 nucleotides. RefSeq lists its product as uncharacterized. The record is from RefSeq and is a predicted model, not a curated record. The transcript is spliced from 2 exons. The coding region runs from base 70 to 333 and encodes 87 amino acids. NCBI's taxonomy places the organism in Eukaryota, Metazoa, Arthropoda, Insecta, Lepidoptera, Noctuidae.
AUAUGUUUACAGUCGGACCUUCUUCUCAUAAUAGCAGUUCUACUUGAAAUCAAACAAACAUUAACGUUGAUGAGUGCACCAGCCAUCAUCGCUGAAGCAACUAAUUUCCAAGUGGAUCGAAUUAAGGAGACACUUACUACUCAGAUACUUAGGAGCUCAGACGAGUGUCUUCGGUUCGAGCUGCAGACGGCGCUGCAGUACGUGCGCCUGCGUCCGUUCCGAUACACGCUCUGCCGCGCGGUGCCGCUCGACAUCAACCUGCCAUUUACUAUAAUCAGCAUCUGCAUCACUUAUGUUAUAUUUCUGAUGCAGAUCACACAUUUUUCGGAGUAAUUUUUCUGAAGU